GGACAUUGGGGAUAUUUUCUCACAAAAAAUCGCUCCUUGCUAGAACCGUUCUCAAAUGACAUUGCAGAUUUUAAUUCCCAGGAUGAUUGUGAAGUUUCUGAUCUCUCCGGCCGAAGCGUCUGUUCCUCAGCAGGAGAAUCGUGGCGUCUGAAGGGCUGCCAAAGCCCAGACACACUGACUGACGACACCGAAGAUGACGACGCUGUUCAUGUCAGAAUCCCAGGGUUUCAGAUUCACAGAUUUGAGGAGAUUCCAGUUGUGAUCAGCCACGUUGUUCAUCCAAACAAGUUCUUCAUCCAACACAAGAACACAAAUCUCAGUGAACUGUCUGAAAUCAUGCUCAGGAGGAAUAGCAGUAGAUCUUUUGCAGAGAUGAAUCACAUCCCAGACAUUGGACUUUAUGUCAUGGUUUGGUUUGGCAAGCAGGAGAUGUGGUGCCGUGGACAGAUCAUCAGAAUCUGUCAGAUGAGUCGAGGGCCCAACAGCAGAGAUCACACAGACAUCAAGGUGGAGGUGAGGAGGAUUGACUAUGGAGAUGUUGUUUGCGUGUCUCUUUGGGAUGUGAAGGAACUGUGUGGAGAAACAGCAUCCAUACCUGUGCAAGCGCUGCAGGUCUCACUGGUGAAUGUGAGGCCAGUGAAUGGAGAAACGUGGUCUUUUGAAGCGAUCAGCUGGUUCAGGAGCAAAGUGCAGAGCAAGAUUCUUUAUGCAAGACUUUACCCAGAAGAAGGAGAAGUUUUGGUUGAACUCUUCAUGGAAAAGGGAAAGAUUGGUGCUAUGCGGAGAGGAGAUUCUCUGUCUGUGAGACUUGCUCAGAAUGGAUUUGCCAUUCAUGAAUGUAACAAACCCAGCGCCUUGAAGAGAAGUGACAUCCCAGAAAAAAACAGACAGCAGUCCUUACAGUGGGAGAAGUAUCUGAUCUCCUGUUACAGUCAAAACAAGAAAUAAUGUUCACAGGAAUCUGCAAACUUACAUGCUUUUGUCUUUCAUCAUUACUAUGCAAACUUAUAGAAGGUUAUAGAAGCAAUAUCUUCUAUAACCAUGUACAUUUUAUAGUCUUAUGUUUUUGUUUAGUUUUUAAACACUGUACAUGGUUACAAGAGUUUGUAUUGUAGAAAAUAUUUGAUGUCCAUUGCUGUAGAACUUUUUUUUUUUUAGUUUUAUAUAACUCAUAAUUAAAAAUAACCAGGAAUUGUAAAAUAGAAGAAUGUCUAAUUUCUACAAAUGUUAGGGUUCACUUUGUGUGUUCUGUUGUUCCAGUGUAAAAAUACUGAAAUAUGUACUGUUAUUUGUUUAACUGGGACUGCUCAAACUUUCAGACUGUAUACUGUUAUUUUAUGUUGGAGCACAUUAACCCUUUUUAAAGCGCUUGACUGUGUAAAUAUGUAGUUGAAAUGCUGUUUAAGAGACACUGUCUGUUCAUGAAGUGCUGAAAGACCUGUUAAUGACUACUCCGUUCAGUGCCUGAUUAGAAAACCUGCACACUUGAUUGAUGAUGCACGUUGUCUUAUGCAAAUCUGGCAAUAAAAAUGUAUGUCUGUUAUUCUGUUAUGAGACGAACAUUAUGAAAAUUUAAUCUAAGGAGAAAACAUUAACACUUGAGGUGCCGUAAGAAACUAUCUCAAAGGCCACAAUUUGAAACUCCUGGUUAGGGACCGAGCGCCGCGGUGUGAGGAACCUAUUGGAAUUGCUCAGUGCAUUUAAAGCUGAAUCUGCCUUCUAAACUGCAGCAUAUUUAAGAGGCAUCUGUUGAGCUGUGACAAGUAUAGUCUCUUUUGGUUUUGUUUUCUGUUUGUUUUGCCUUAGUUCCCAGUCAUCGUUAGUUUCCUUGGUUGUUAAUUAACACCUGUUCUGUUUUCUGUUAAUGAUGCUCUGUCUGUAUUUGAGCCCUCAGUUAAUUCAUUUCAUGUUUCCAUGUUGUUUGGGGUUAUGUGGUUUGAUAUCUCUCCUGAGUGUUUGUAAUUCUGAAUAAAGACUGUUUGCAGUGCUGCAGACC
This is a messenger RNA of Labeo rohita (rohu), 1996 nucleotides long. Its product is annotated as KH domain-containing protein akap-1-like. Lineage: Eukaryota; Metazoa; Chordata; Actinopteri; Cypriniformes; Cyprinidae. The record is from RefSeq and is a predicted model, not a curated record. The coding region runs from base 337 to 948 and encodes 203 amino acids. The transcript has 6 exons.